UCUUUUUCUAACUUGCCAAAACCCGCACCACUUCAUCUACAAUUGUGAAUACUUAAGCGGUCCUUAAUCAUUCCAUAUAUCCGUUUCCAUAUUCCUAUUGGCAUUCCUUCAUAUUAUGUUGAUUGAGUAAUUGUUACUGUAAACAAACAUCAUGUCAUUCGUUCAAGUAUCUGAAACAAACGAUAGUGAAAAAGAGAUCGUAGACUUGCCGUUGGAAGAUGAUUCCACUCUCUUGCUGUCCACUCUCCGUGCUCAAUAUCCAGAUGCUUGUGGCUUGAAGUAUGUUGCUCCUGAUAAUGGUCGUACGCGAGCUAUAAGACUUGCUGACAAUAAGCUACAUCCGCCUACUGAAGAAGGUUGGGGUGAAAUUGUGUACUUUUGUUCGUUCAACAAAGAUAACGUGCAGAAAAGGAAAUUGAACGAAGAAUUUGAAAGUGAUGUUGAGCGAGCAUCCAAGGAACCAAAGUCUGAGGCAACAUCAACUGCUUGGAAGAAUCGUGAUUUACUUGUGCUUGGUUUACCAUGGAAAACGACUGAUGAGGACUUAGAAAGUUACUUUAGUAAAUACGGUGAACUGCGCAUGGCACAAAUUAAAAAAACAUCUGAUGGAAGAUCAAGAGGUUUUGGAUUUAUACGAUUCAAAGAACAAGAAUCUCAAGUACGGUCCAUAUUAGAUUCUCACGUAAUUAAUGGAAGACGAUGUGAAAUCAAAAUACCCAAUAUUAAGGAUGCAUUUAUAAAUGAAGCACCAAAGAAAAUAUUUGUGGGUCAACUGACUGAAAAUAUUACUCAAGAAGAUCUUGAAGAAUAUUUUAAAAAAUUUGGUGAUAUUGUUGAAGUAUUUGUUCCUCGUCCAUUUAAAGGCAUUGCUUUUGUGUCAUUUACCCAAUCUGAUUCUGCACUUACGGCUCUUGACCAAGAUCAUACCAUCAAAGAUACUCGUCUCAGUGUAUCUGUUGCGAUGCCUAAGGAUAAAGACCCCAGAUCACGUGGUGGACGUAGUGGUGGUGGAAGUGGUGGUAGUGGCAGUAAUGGAAAUCCCUAUGGUAGUCGUAUGAGAGGAAGUCGAGAUUCCUAUAGUAGUCGUGAUAACUAUUAUAACAAUAGUGGUUGGGAUGAUUAUGAUUGUGGCAGCUAUUUAGAUCGUGUUAGGAAAAAUCGCUAUGAUAGAAAGUCGUAUGACAAUAGCAGAUCUUAUAAUUCUGGACAAGUAUGGAGAAAAAAUGAAUAUUCAGAUUCAUCUUCUGUAUCUCAAUCUAAAGAUGUUGCUGGUCAAUUCGAUCCAAAUUUAGUUGCUGCUGUAGUAGAAAAAACAGUAAGAGGAGUAAUUGGAAAUAUGAGUAAAUAUGAGUAGUAUAAAUUUUAAUUUUGACUUAUUUUGUAUGUUUUAAGAUUAUUCACUUUUUUUUUUUAAAAAAAACUUUAUCGAGUACUUAUUCAUUGUGUUUAUUAAAAUCACUUAACGUUUUCUAUCAUAUUGUGAUUAUUAUAAAAGCAAAAAAUUUAGAUGUAUGCAUUCUCAGUUGUAUUAAACUCUUAAUAAAUUAACUAUGAGUGAAAAA
Molecule: messenger RNA, 1562 nt
Organism: Sipha flava (yellow sugarcane aphid)
Lineage: Eukaryota; Metazoa; Arthropoda; Insecta; Hemiptera; Aphididae
Product: TAR DNA-binding protein 43-like
Exons: 5
Coding region: 152-1354 (400 amino acids)
Biological process (GO): regulation of gene expression
Cellular component (GO): nucleoplasm
Molecular function (GO): RNA binding
Source: RefSeq, a predicted model, not a curated record